UGGUGUGGACGGAAAGGGGGAUGGAGGACUACGAAACGUCCGACCACUUCACGAGGCGCAACAAGAUGUCAAAAGACAUCGGGCGUGGAGUUUCGUUGUCGGCAGAGGCUCGCGCCGCGCUGCCAUCGUUGGACAACUUCAUGUCGCACCAGAACCCUACCAGCGGGGAGUUUUCGCUUGACCUCGUCUUGGAGAAGUGCUUGGACCUCACUUUCCCGCAAAAGGCGCGAAAGUUGUUUUUGGAUAAGACGAACGCCUACGUCAAGCACUGCACGACGGCGCCGCCGACCGGUGAAGAAGACAAGCGGAAGCCACACCAGAUGAAGAAGUCCGCCACGCUCGGUCGCGUCACGCUCGGGGAGCGGUCCGAGGAGCGCAACACCUACGGCAUGUUCGAGGAGCAGCACAUCGACGGCAUGAUCGGCAUUUUCAUCACCAUGGGCCUCACGAAGAAAGUCCGGAUGCGAAAGCACUGGAGCCGGUCCGCCCACGACAACUACCCGCUGGUCCAGAAGUGCAUGUCGCGCGACGUGUUCGAGCUCUUGUACUGCCGCUUCCUUCACUGCUCCGACCCCAACGCUCCGGAGCGACUGCUACCCGAUGGCGAAGAAAACCCAGAUUACGACUCCAAGUGGCAUAUCAGGGAGCUAGAAGAGAUCCUCAACACUGCAUGGGCGGCGAACGUCGAGUGUGACAAUUGGUUGUCGUACGACGAGCAAAUGAUCAAGACUGUUUCGAAGUACUCGAGCAAGGUUUCUUUCUACUGCCCGGCGAAGCCCAUCAAGCACGGUGGAAUCGACCACUUCAAGCCUUUGCCUCUAUCACUGAGAGCGAAGGGCCGCAACGGGGAACCUCUGGAUUUGCAGCAGCCUUGGACGCGUAUGGAUUACUUUCUGAACAUGUUGGGGGUGGAUUUGGCCGACCAACAGAACGGGUCUCACACGCACGACCACAAGUCCUACACGAACUUCUGGCGCCGUGUGUAUGACGCAAAGUUGGAGCAGGCGCUGACCAACGCGUUUCUGAUUUUUCGCAAGUGGGUAGAACUGUUGAUCAGAGAGGUAGAGCCCAAGAAGCCCAUUACACCAGGGGGUGAGUUGGAAGAGUUGGAGCUUGCGUCGACGGAGUUGGCGACACUGUCGAAGGUAGAGCGGGCUGUGUGGGAUGAACAGAUGGCAACGCUCCUUAUGGCGAAGUGUAACGUCGCGAGGCCCAACAAGGGUGGGAGGCGUCCGGCCUCGGACAACAAGCCGGCCGACCCCGUGUGGGGUAGCGUCACCCUCAAGAGUGGACGCCUGUGCUUGAACCCUACUUGCAAGACGAGGUCGACGAAAGGGUGCUCGUGCAAGCAAUUUUGCACACGGGGGGAUAAGUCUGGGGUUUUGAUGUGCGAAACAUGCUGGAAGAGCCCGGAGUCUCACGAGCAGGCGGCGAAAGCUU
Ectocarpus sp. CCAP 1310/34 is the source of this 1440-nucleotide messenger RNA. NCBI's taxonomy places the organism in Eukaryota, Phaeophyceae, Ectocarpales, Ectocarpaceae. The record is from the annotation of a GenBank genome assembly.